AUGAAUAACAGCGGUGGUAAAAAUAAUGGUAGUGUUAAAACUAAUAAUCAAGCAAUAAAUAACAAUUCACGUCGAACUACUCCUGCCUCAAAAAAAUCUAUAAGUUUGGGACCACCACCAAAACCUUCCCGUACAAUAACAAACAAUAACAACAAUAAUCAAUCACAAAAUCAACCCACAAUAUCUCGUAGUCCUUCUGCUGGCAGUGUUUUGACGAAAAAUAGUUCCACGUCUGAUUCUAGUAAUUCUACAAAAUAUUCACAGCCUGCUUAUGGCUCUAUUAAAGGAGCACAAGCCAUCAAUGUACCUGGCGAGCCUAUUCAACCAGUUAAUAGUAAUGAAAAAGAUGGUAAUAAUAAAUCUUUUAAGGGUGUCUUUAAUAAUAUUGUUAGCUCAAUGUCAGAUCUUUUAACAUCACAAAAAAGAGUAGAAAUUUCGUCGCCUUAUGAUCCAGUUCAUCUAACUCAUGUUGGUUUUAAUCAAGAAACUGGUGAAUUUACUGGUUUACCAAAAGAAUGGCAACAAUUAUUACAAGAUUCUGGCAUUACAAAACAAGAUCAACAAGCUCAUCCACAGGCUGUAAUAGAGAUUGUACAAUUUUAUCAAGAUACAGCAGGUGGUACUACUUCACCAUCAUCAAAACCACGUAAAAUGUCACCUGAAUCUCCCCCAGUUCUCCCUCCAAUAACACUACUUCCACCACUUGAAAGGACAUAUUUUGUAGAAUCUUACACAAGAUCAUCGUGA
Molecule: messenger RNA, 747 nt
Organism: Entrophospora sp. SA101
Lineage: Eukaryota; Fungi; Glomeromycota; Glomeromycetes; Entrophosporales; Entrophosporaceae
Source: the annotation of a GenBank genome assembly